Messenger RNA from Stylophora pistillata, 1765 nucleotides. RefSeq lists its product as uncharacterized. The record is from RefSeq and is a predicted model, not a curated record. Gene Ontology annotation, molecular function: nucleic acid binding; 3'-5' exonuclease activity. NCBI's taxonomy places the organism in Eukaryota, Metazoa, Cnidaria, Anthozoa, Scleractinia, Pocilloporidae. Gene Ontology annotation, biological process: nucleobase-containing compound metabolic process; piRNA processing. Gene Ontology annotation, cellular component: PET complex.
GUCAUCCACUUUGUUGUAAAGAAUGGCGUGCGAAAACGCAACUGAUUAUGUUUACAAACUAGUCGAUGGAGAGAGUGUUCUCCAGGAAGCUAUCUCUGAAAUCAAACAGAAAAUCGCCGAGAGGAACACUCUUUUAGCUGUAGAUUGUGAGGGAGAUUCGCUGAGUAGAAAGGGAGCCCUUACCAUUAUCACAGUAGCAACUGCGGAGAAAGUGUACAUAUUUGAUGUGCAGAAAUUGGGUCAACGCGUAUUUACCAGUGGACUUGGCGAAAUCCUCGAGGACAAAUCGCGUGAGAAGUUGAUGUUCGAUUGCCGACAAGACUCCGACGCGCUUUGGCAUCAGUUUCAAGUUAAACUAGGAGGAGUGUUGGAUAUUCAGCUCCUUGAGGUCAUCUAUCGCCGUGAAAACCCUUCAGAAUCUACAACUAAUACUCACCAGAAUUCCAACAAAAAUAGACGUGGUUUUCAGUCAAAUCGUCGUAGUCAAAGAAUACACGAAAUAGAAAAAUUAUUUGGUUUUGGUCAUUGCAUCGAGUUGUACCUCCAAGAUGAAAAACUGUCCAACGUAAAGGACAAAGGAAAAGAGCUGUUAAAGGAAGAUAAGAGAGUGUGGAUGAAGAGACCACUGACGGAUGCACUGAUACAGUAUUGCAUUGUGGAUACUAUGGCCAUGUUCAGAUUGUACAACAAGAUGAAGGAAGUCAAUGGAGGAGAGCAGUCUCGUCUUCGAGUUGCAUCCGAAAAAUAGGUUGAUCUGUACCGGGGCAAAGCAGAAAGAUCCUUUGAUGAGUAUGAAACAAAUGGGUACCUUCCUCUUGACAUCAUCCCGGAUAAAGGAACUCUCGAUUUUCCUUACGCUAACACUGCAUGUACGCGCUGCGAUCGACGAUUUCCACGGGAAGAAUUCAGUAAAAUACAGCUGAGAAAAGGAGAGCAGAAAUGCAGGGUAUGCAAGGAGAUAAAGCGCCUGGAUGAUGUACAAAUAAACAGAGAAAACAAUUGGGAGCGCGCUGCCCGCGCAGAGGAAGAUUGUGUCUACAUUCCAGAGGGAAUGUCUGAUUAUGCGUUUGUUCACGGCCACGAACCCUGGGAGACCUUAUCUGAUGAGUAUGACACAGAUUACUGGUAAACAAAUUUUAGUACGAGGCCAUAUGGAGAUUCACCGUAAAGACAGCAAUGUAAUCAAAAAGUACUUUGAUUUUUUUAAUUAUAAAUGCAAAGACUAGCAAAAACUAACGAUUAAUUAUAAUUGUAAAUACCUUCUAGUAAACUAUGGCAAGACUAGUGAUGGUUGAAUGAUCAUAGCCGCGUGGACCUUCUCUUUACAAAUUUUUACCAUUAUUCAAAUUUUGUCUUCGUUUACAUUGGCCGUAGGGAGCAGAUAUAUAAUAAGAUUACGACUACCGUAACGGCUACUAAGGGACUAACGCUUGCACCUGCAAUCUUGAAUUUUGUGACUUUACUUCCGGUUUACAAGUUGUGAUGAUUCAUCACGGCAGCCAUUUUUAAUUUUUUACAAGAUUUCAAAGAUUAGUGUAAAUAUGGUCACAACUGUUGAACUCCAACCUAUUAUUAUAGCUAAACUAGUCAGAGAAGCCAAACUAGCCAAAACUCUAACAUCGAACGUCUACCCAGGAAAGAUUUUCGAUGGAAUUUUUCAUCAAUGUAUCGAUAAAAGGUGACUUUGUGACUCUCAAUGUUCCUGGUUAUAUAUAUAUCCUUGCAUGGAUGUCGUAAUUAGAGAGCUGUGCACUCACUUGAACAA